This is a messenger RNA of Catharus ustulatus (Swainson's thrush), 2571 nucleotides long. It is a transcript of the gene KCTD9, whose product is annotated as potassium channel tetramerization domain containing 9. Gene Ontology annotation, molecular function: protein binding. The record is from RefSeq and is a predicted model, not a curated record. Gene Ontology annotation, biological process: protein homooligomerization; intracellular signal transduction. The transcript has 12 exons. NCBI's taxonomy places the organism in Eukaryota, Metazoa, Chordata, Aves, Passeriformes, Turdidae. Bases 35 to 1204 code for a protein of 389 amino acids.
CCCUUCCGGGUGUCGGCGCGGCGGCGGGCGCAGCAUGAGGCGGGUGACGCUGUUCGUCAACGGCAGCGCCCGCAACGGGAAGGUCGUGGCUGUGUAUGGGACUCUCUCAGAUUUGCUCUCUGUGGCCAGCAACAAGCUUGGGAUCAAAGCCACCAGCGUUUACAACGGGAAAGGGGGGCUCAUUGAUGACAUUGCUUUGAUUAGGGAUGACGAUGUUUUGUUUGUCUGUGAAGGAGAGCCUUUCAUUGAUCCUCAGAGUGAUGGGAGAGCUCAGGAGGAGCUGACAGGGUCCCACACAGACUGGCUGACUCUCAAUGUGGGAGGCAGAUAUUUCACCACCACCAGGAGCACUUUGGUUAACAAAGAGCCUGACAGUAUGUUGGCACACAUGUUCAAAGACAAAGAUGCUUGGGGGAAUAAGCAAGAUCCUAGAGGAGCUUUCCUCAUUGACCGCAGUCCUGAGUAUUUUGAGCCCAUUUUGAACUAUUUGCGUCACGGACAGCUCAUUGUAAAUGAUGGCAUUAAUUUGCUAGGGGUUUUGGAAGAAGCCAGGUUUUUUGGGAUCGACUCCCUCAUUGAACACCUGGAGGUUGCUAUUAAGAACUCCCAGCCAGCUGAGGAUCACUCUCCCAUCUCAAGGAAGGAAUUUGUGAGAUUCCUGCUGGCAACGCCCACCAAGUCCGAGCUGCGCUGUCAGGGUCUGAAUUUCAGUGGGGCCGACCUUUCCCGCCUGGAUCUUCGCUACAUCAACUUCAAGAUGGCAAAUCUGAGCCGCUGCAACCUGGCCCAUGCCAACCUGUGCUGUGCCAACCUGGAGAGAGCUGACCUGUCUGGAUCUGUGCUGGAUUGUGCCAACCUGCAGGGGGUGAAGAUGCUGUGUUCCAACGCAGAGGGAGCAUCCCUGAAAGGCUGCAACUUUGAAGAUCCAUCAGGCCUUAAAGCUAAUUUGGAAGGUGCCAACCUGAAGGGUGUGGACAUGGAGGGCAGUCAGAUGACCGGGAUUAACCUGAGAGUGGCCACGCUGAAAAACGCCAAACUAAAAAACUGCAACCUCAGAGGAGCCACGCUGGCAGGGACUGACCUGGAGAAUUGUGAUCUGUCAGGUUGUGACCUGCAAGAAGCAAAUUUGAGAGGAUCCAACGUGAAAGGAGCCAUCUUUGAGGAGAUGCUGACACCCCUGCACAUGUCCCAGAGUGUCAGAUAGGGGCCAGAGCUCGCUGAAGAGGAAGGAAUCCAAACAUUCAUCGUGACUUUCUUCACCUCCUCCCCCUCCUGAGUUCAAGUUCUGGUUAUUAGCCACCUUCCAUUUGCAGUAGUGCCUAGGUAAACUCUUCUGGAUCACUUUUGGGGAGGGAAUUUUUGUUUUCAGAGGUACCAAGAGAGAGUUUGUACCUCUGUGAGCAGAGUGAGGAAACCAGAGAAGUGUGGCUGGUGUGGGGAGGGGGAAAGGAUUCAGUGGUUUCAUUGUUUAGCAUUGCCUCACUUUGGAAUGCAUUUUAAUUUAUAAAGCACAAUAUAUGCAAUUCUAUUUAUUAAAUCUGUAGCUGCAAUAUGAAUAGAAAAUGUUACUCCUGUACAGUAGCAACCAAGUUGAGGUUUACAGGUGUUUAUUAUCUGUGUCCAUGCCAGGGGGGCUCAGUGUCCCCAGGGGUGCUCAGCUCUCUGCUGGGGUGGAAGCUGAUGGCAACAUCCCUGCUCAGAAAUUGGCUGGAUUUAAUUAAUCCUCUCCAAAUGGAGUGUGGAGGUGCACUGGCAGUCACAGCUGGUUUCACAUCCUGCCCACUCCAGGCUGGAGUUCCUGCAGAGUUUUCAGCCCUGGUGGAGCUGUCAGCAAAGCAGAGAGAGCCCAGCUGGACUCCACCCUCCCCUCCUGAGCUCAGCUUCCCCUCCUGUACUAUGCAAAGACUCCCUGAAAGCUGUCAUCCUUUUCCCAGCUGCAUCUCCCUGUUGGUUUGGGCACUUCAGGGUGGCUGGAAAAGCAUUUUACCUGGGGCCAGGUGCCCUCCAUGCCCUCCCAAACCUGCUGAGAGCAGCUGGAGCUGCUGUUUUGGGGGGAAUUGUGCAGGGCAGAGACCUCAGCACCCCUGGAUGUGCUUCCCUGUAGGAUCCACAGAGUUCUCAGCUCACACCAACCUUUAUUUUACACACAAUCAAAAAGCACAUGAAGAAACUAUACCAAAAAAAAAAAAAAAAAAGAAAAAAGCAAAGAAAAAAGGUGCAUCAAGAACUUACCUCAGAUGCUUCAACCACCCCAAAGUUCAAACUAACCUUGAAUUUAAGGAAAGCAAGCUGUUACUGUAGAAAUAGGAGGAAUAAGAACCAGUGGAGCCCAGCUGGAGUCCCACAGGAGCUGGAGCUCCUCAGUCCUUCAGGGGUUUUUGUCUCUCCCUUGCAGUGCAAUUUCUGUCAUCUUGUCUCAGUUAUUGUUACAAAAAUACAAAAAUGCUGCUUUGCCACCAGUCUGGGAGGGUCAGUGCUGAUGGUUUUUUUUUGGGAAUUGCAGGAUCAGUGCUGAUGGUUUUUUUUUGAGGGAAUUCCAGGAUCAGUGCUGAUCACUUGGGGGAAUUGCAG